AUGGCUUCUGCUAACGAGUACAUUUUGACGGAUGAAUCCGACUACGAUGGCGACUACUCCCCUCAAGGUCUCGAAGAGGCCGGCGCCAUGCAGUUCGAUGGCGAUGAGGAGGACGACGUUGAGAACGACGGCAUCGUGCAAGGCACAAGAAGACGACGAGGUGCACGCUCCCAGGCACCGACUGAGCCCGAAGAGCCCCGACCGACGAGACCGGCAAGACGCAGAGCACCCAAGCGAGGAAGGAGUCCGUCGGCAGAAGUCGUCUUGCCAGACAGAACCAAGAGGAAGAAGACGAGCCAUCCGACGCCAAACAGUGGCGGAGUCGCGGAGCGGUCUCGAGAAGAGGACAGUUCCCAUUCAUCCUCGCCUGAGCCUACCGAGGGUCACGUUCUGUGGGACCUUGUGCGAGAGAAAUUGUCAAAGAAUAUGUCUACGGCCCGAGUUCGAGAGUAUAUGGAUGAGACGCUUCCUAUCCUGACGAAACGUCAGCUCGAUCGCUUGUUCCCAAAGAAGUUGCCCAAGUCGAAAUACGACGAAGACUGGACCAGGAAAGAUGAGAAGAAGCUGCAGAGGGAGUGGAAGAAGAACGCUGAGCGGGAAUUGCUCGUGACCUUCAAGUAUACCCCAGCUGAGCUCAUUGGGCUUUGGAAGGUCUGGCUGCGCGUCUGGCGCUGCUCGCCACAGUUGUUCAUAUCCAAGUACAACAACAUGGAAUUCGACACCAGCGUUGUCGAUGAGAUCGAAAUCGAAAAGAAUGGUCAAGUCUACAAGAGACGACCGGCCGUAUGGUCGGUAGCAUUCUGUCGGAACCUUCACCACCUGUCUCUCCAUCCCGUCUGGAUGGGGAGCCUCGACUUGCUCGCAAUCGCUCUGCAGUACGCCUCCAUCUUACGCACGAGGAACUACCAGGACUGGCCGCUGGCUAAUCCGAUGGACGACAACUUCCUCGCCACCUUUAUCAAUGUGAUUGAGAAGUACAAGGGCAAAGGCAAGUCGCUGCCCGAGCUACACAAGAAGACAAGAUCGCGAAUGACCCACAAAGCCCUGAAUGCAUCACCUCUGUCAACCUUGAUGCUAGAUCUUGAGGGGAGCAUUGUCACCGACGCCGAGCCUCGCACGAAUGGCAGGAAGUUUCGAACAUAUAAAAUUAGCAUUCACGAGAUCAACAACAUCAUCAGGGCCUUGGCCAACUCUACAUACAUGGGCAUGCCACAAUGGGGAGGCUUCACGCCCAAGGAAUAUGCCAAGCUCGCCGUCUACGGCCGAAGGCCAUUGAAUGAGUUACCAAACAAGAGCAACAUUGCUGACGUUUACGAGCGAGCCAUUCUUGUGCGUUUGCGAUGGGAAGCAAAGAACAAGAAACGCCGAGCCCGACUCAACGUGCCAAAGACUGAGCCUUUUAGAGUCACAAGUCGCCACAGGGCAGCACGUGAAGAUCAAACGACGGGGAACGCUCAACUGAGAGCGGAUCUUGACGAUUCAAUACGCCAGAAAGAAGCCUUAGAGGCUGAAUUACGAGCACGACCACAAAUCGAGGAGCGUAGGAGACGUACCGCUGACGAGAACGCGCACCUGGAGGAACUCCAGGCCGAAAACAAAGAGUUGAGGGAGAGAUUGGAACGUGAAGCUAGCGAACAUGCACAGAUGGAGGAAAUCUAG
Molecule: messenger RNA, 1659 nt
Organism: Colletotrichum abscissum
Lineage: Eukaryota; Fungi; Ascomycota; Sordariomycetes; Glomerellales; Glomerellaceae
Exons: 1
Coding region: 1-1659 (552 amino acids)
Source: RefSeq, a predicted model, not a curated record